AUGUAUUUGGAGAACAAAAGCAACCUGGAGAUUGAAAUGUCUCAGACGACCGCCCAAGGCCAUCAGGGCAUGAGCAGCCUGAGGUCCCCGCAGGCCGUCGCAGAGAACUUCGGGGAGCUCCGUCUGCUGCAGGACAUUUCAGAGAGGAUGGAAACCCAGAAGCUCCAGCAGUCUGCAGUUCUGCCUUCGGGACAGUGCGUCAUCCACACCGAGGGCUUUGUCCCCGUUCGACAGGAGGAUGGGCACAAUUUCAGCGCGGUUAAUAUCCUCAGAGGGAAAACCAACUCAGCCAACCUGACAGAGAAGUCGCCUCUGCUGAGGUUCGCUCAAGACGACAGUAUGACCUACAUGUCCCUACACAACCCCGGCUUUGUCGGAGAGGAAGAGCUCUGGGACAACGGCUCCCUGGACCAGGAGAAGAGAUAUCGACUGGGUAGCGAAGUCACCAGCCUGUCCCUGUCCCGCUCCAGCUCCACAGAGAAGAGCGAAUCUCGCGACAACAUAAACUUCAGACUCACAAGUAGUAUGAAAUGCUGCUUCACAGUCUCCAAAAUUGCCACCAUGUUCACCAUUGUUGUUCUUUGCAGUCUGUUCUUUAGCAUGUAUCCAGACCGAGACAACCCCUGGAGGAUGUUGGCCGUCUCCUCCACAGACAGUUUCUCAAUGAACCUGACAGAUUUCAGGGACAACGCUUUGCUGAAGCUCCAGGUGGGGGGGCCUUUCACAGGAGGGAUGGUCGACAUCACCAGCCAAGAGUACAUCCUGAUCCAGGUGGAGCAGACAGAGCAGCCGGGACAACGAAGGAGGAGAGCUCAGCAGGUGAUUUACAACUGGACCAUCCCGGUGCACAGUGAACGAAGUGACCAGAUGCUGGUGACCAAAACUUUUGAGAUGCUCAGCAGUGAACCCAUCAUCAUCACGAUUCAGUCCUUCCUGCGGGACAAUGAGGUGGUGCCCCUGUCCAUGACCCACCAGUCCCUCUACGUCAAUGCGGAGACACAGGUGGCCAUCGCUGGAAUCAUCUUGACUGGGGUCUAUGUUCUCAUCAUCUUUGAGAUUGUGCACCGCACUCUGGCUGCCAUGUUGGGAUCUUUUGCUGCCUUGGCUGCUCUGGCUAUCAUCGGUGACCGACCCAGUCUGGUUACUGUGGUGGAGUGGAUCGAUUAUGAGACCCUGUCUCUUCUGUUUGGCAUGAUGGUACUGGUGGCCAUUUUUUCAGACACGGGCUUCUUUGAUUAUUGUGCUGUGAAGGCUUACCAGUUAUCCAGAGGAAGAGUGUGGCCUAUGAUCAUCAUCCUCUGUCUCAUUGCUGCCAUUCUCUCUGCUUUUCUGGACAAUGUGACCACUAUGAUGCUUUUCACCCCUGUCACCAUAAGGUUGUGUGAGGUGCUUAAUCUAGACCCCAGACAUGUCCUGAUUGCAGAAGUAAUCUUCACCAACAUUGGAGGGGCCGCCACAGCUGUCGGAGAUCCACCAAAUGUGAUUAUUGUAUCAAAUCAGGACCUGCGCAAAGAGGGGAUUGAUUUUGCCAGUUUCACAGGCUACAUGUCCCUAGGGAUAGUCCUCGUCCUUUUCUCCUCGUUUCCUAUCCUGCGGAUGCUCUACUGGAACAAAAAACUUUACAACAAAGAGUCAAUUGAAAUUGUUGAGCUCAAGCAUGAGAUCCUGGUUUGGAGGCAGACGGCUCAGCGCAUUAACCCUGCCAGCCGAGAGGAAACAGCUGUGAAAUGCCUCCUGAUGCAAAAAGUCCUUAACCUGGAAAAUCUUCACCGCAAAAUGAUGAAAACCUUCCAAAAACAAAUUUCUCAGGAGGAUAAGAACUGGGAGCAAAACAUUCAGGAAUUGCAAAAGAAGCACAGAAUAACUGACACACUUCUCCUGGUGAAGUGCGUGUCCGUCCUUGGCGUGGUGAUCUUCAUGUUCUUUAUCAACUCCUUUGUUCCCAGCAUUCAUCUAGAGCUGGGUUGGAUUGCUAUCCUGGGCUCACUGUGGCUUUUGGUUCUGGCUGACAUCCAGGAUUUUGAGAUCAUCUUGCACCGGGUGGAGUGGGCCACACUACUCUUUUUUGCCGGCCUCUUUGUUUUGAUGGAGGCUUUAGCCCAGCUACAGCUUAUCGACUAUAUUGGAGAACAGACAGCGCUGCUUAUAAAAGCGGUGCCAGAAGAUCAGCGCUUGGCCAUAGCCAUUAUCCUGGUGAUGUGGAUCUCGGCUCUGGCUUCUUCUCUCAUUGACAACAUUCCCUUCACUGCCACCAUGAUUCCAGUUCUCAUCAACUUGAGUCAGGAUGCAGAUGUGAACCUACCAGUAAAACCUCUCAUCUAUGCUUUGGCAAUGGGAGCCUGUCUCGGGGGAAAUGGAACAUUAAUAGGAGCAUCAGCCAACGUUGUGUGCGCAGGAAUUGCUGAGCAGCAUGGCUACGGCUUCUCUUUUAUGGAGUUCUUCAGGUUAGGAUUCCCCAUGAUGAUAAUGACAUGUAUGAUUGGCAUGUGCUACCUGCUGGCUACCAUCGUCGGAUUUGGAUGGAACAUGUAA
Messenger RNA from Limanda limanda (common dab), 2532 nucleotides. It is a transcript of the gene oca2, whose product is annotated as oculocutaneous albinism II. Gene Ontology annotation, cellular component: melanosome membrane. Lineage: Eukaryota; Metazoa; Chordata; Actinopteri; Pleuronectiformes; Pleuronectidae. The transcript is spliced from 23 exons. The coding region runs from base 1 to 2532 and encodes 843 amino acids. The record is from RefSeq and is a predicted model, not a curated record. Gene Ontology annotation, biological process: transmembrane transport; melanocyte differentiation; melanin biosynthetic process.